AUGCCGGGCGAAGAGAUGGAAAUCAGCACCGAUUUCGGCCAUCACGGCCCAGGAGAGGACAUCGAUAUAGAUCUCGACUUCGCUGCUGGACAGCACGAUGAGGACUUGGAGCUGGGCGACUACGACCAGGCUGACGAGUUCCAACACUUCAAUUCUGACAAUAGGGAUGAGUUAAUGGCCGAAGGCGAUGAUGCCUCGUACGGCAUGAUCGAUGCCGAUGACAUCACCUAUAACGAGACAGCUACUGCCGCCAACGACUAUGACAUCGAUAUCGGCGGCGCUGACGAUCAGUCAUGGCCCAUGGAUGACAGUAUCACGGUGGACGCUGCGGAUACGGCUACAGAUAUGGUCAAGAGCACCAAUCUAAGUGCUGACGACAGCCUAGACCAACUCCAAGGGAAUGAUGCCUCUUUGCUUGAACAUGACUAUGUUACUGAGGAGUCCGUUUCGAGUAUCCCAGUCCAGCAACCUGAAGAUCAUGUCCAAAUUGGCGAUAAUGCAGUGUCUCCUGUACUUGUUGAACAUGACACCGAGUCUAAAGUACAUGUCGACGGCAUCGUAUCACAUGAUUUUGGUAUUCCUUCGAGCGAAGGAGACCAGAAGCAACCGCCGCAACCAGAAGACUUGCAGGCACAGCAGGAAGCACCGCAGCAAGAUGAAUCUGAUGUCGUGCAAUUUGAGCAGCUGGACGGCGCGGAGAAUGAAGAGCAAGAAGGGGAUGCUGAUGCAGCUGGUGUUGAUGACUCCUAUCAACAUGGUGAUCCCACCACUGAAGUCUUCCCAGAUCCUGAGCCGGAGGUAGAAUACGAUCCGAACCAGGAGGGUGAAGAUGCUUCAUCAGAGCGCCAUGGCUCUCAAUCUCACAGCCAACAUGAGCCUGACCACGAUGCCCCGGAGGAGGGAACAUCUGUGAUUGCAAAUGAUCCCGAAGGGGCUGAGGGCACCGAUAACGACACAGCAGAUGCAUAUCAACUAGGUGAAAGCUCACUUGAGCACACCAAUGAACAAAACAGUGACGGCCCUGGCGGCCCAAAGGAGUCUGACAUCUCGUCCGUACCGCAAAGCGACACCCAUAUCAGUGCCCCCAACGAGGAGAUUGCGUUGCAGGACCAAGACCAAGACAAAGACCAAGACAAAGCCGGACGCUGGGACGACGAUGCGGAAGAUGCUGCCACGAUUGCCCGUCGCCACCAAAUGAUUGUGCGCUAUGGCGAAUCAGAGUACCGACUGUUCGCUGCGUCGCCUGAUGAAGAUCCUAGUGAGUACUUCUUCAAUGAUACAGCCGCCCUGGAACUCCCCCUUGGCGAGUUCUUGUCUGGAAUUCGGAAUGUCAUCUCUGAGGAAGUAUCGCCUCUCGACGAGUUGGUCAUGCACGUCGAUGGUCUUGGCCUUGAAUUCAGCGAGAGCAUGACAAACCAAUUCCUUGGCGCCUACACGUUUGGGCACAUUAUUACUCUUUAUGAUUCUCUGCUGAAGAACGAUGCCACGGAGGGUGCGAUUGAAAGCCCCGAGCUCUACAUGCACCUCAUGGUAAGACCAAGUUGUUUACAGCGCCUCUUGGCGCUUCAAGUCCAGGCUAGUUCUGGUAAGAGCUUGACCGACGUCGCCGUCUAUCGUGACACCACACCGGUAGAUGAUGACAAGGCCAGUGAACACGAAGAGCUUGCCGUGACGCCAGACUAUACGCAAGAGGACGAACUCUAUGAGGAAGAUGACGAAGCCAGCGAGCACCAUGGUUCCCAAGAUCAUGGUGGCAAUGGUGACGACGAGCCGGAAUCAGAUCCGAACGAAGAGCAAGGAUCGCACGAGGAGCCAGAUCCUGGUGUUGCAGAAGAGACUGGACAAGAAGCUGCUGACAAUGCUGUCAAUGGCGUCGAUCAAGAAAAUGCGGGAGAUAACGUACUUGAUUACGAUAACAUCGAUCUCUCGCCUUCAAAGCAUGGUAAUGCACCCCAUUCCUUCAGUUCCUCCCCUCCCUAUGAUUGCUACGGGUCAGUCGACUGCGACUGCGAUACUUGUUUCGUUCAGCGAAUCGAGGAUGAAUACAGUCCCCGCAGUGCUAGUUGCCCCACGCAAAUCGACAUCCUCCCGGCCAACAGAGCGUCGACCAAGACAACGCUCUUACAAGUACCGAAGGGCAAAGACAGGGGGCAAUUCUUUGACAUGCCCAUACAGUUUGAACUCUCUCAGGCUAACUCCCGUCAACCACAAGAUUUCGACGAAUACCACGGCGAUUCUUCCACUGCUAAUCGCGAUUCGACUAACGUGGAAACGAAAGCGGAAGACACUACCACUUCCAACGCUCAAGAACAUGACGAUCCUCCUUCGCAGAGCACCAGUGCAACCGCUACUUUGGCUGAUGAUGGCCAAGACGAAAUCGACUACGACGAGAAUGACAAUGAUAUCAGCGGCACCGCCAGUACACAUGAUCCUGUCCCGGAACCUGCUGCUAAGUUGAUGGUGCCCGUGGAUGAGGAAAUCACGUGGGAGUCUGAAAACGAAGAGGCACGCAUUGACGUUUCAGUUACUUCUCAGCCAUCGGGGCAAGUGUCUACGACGCCUGGGAAGAGAACACGUGCUGAAUCAGAGGCACUUGCAAUCUCUGGUGAUCGGAAAGAUGUCAAGCGUCAACGAUCCUGA
Neoarthrinium moseri is the source of this 2640-nucleotide messenger RNA. RefSeq lists its product as uncharacterized. The coding region runs from base 1 to 2640 and encodes 879 amino acids. The record is from RefSeq and is a predicted model, not a curated record. NCBI's taxonomy places the organism in Eukaryota, Fungi, Ascomycota, Sordariomycetes, Amphisphaeriales, Apiosporaceae. The transcript is spliced from 3 exons.